Messenger RNA from Astyanax mexicanus (Mexican tetra), 5348 nucleotides. It is a transcript of the gene klhl24b, whose product is annotated as kelch-like family member 24b. The coding region runs from base 208 to 2010 and encodes 600 amino acids. The transcript has 7 exons. NCBI's taxonomy places the organism in Eukaryota, Metazoa, Chordata, Actinopteri, Characiformes, Acestrorhamphidae. Gene Ontology annotation, molecular function: protein binding. The record is from RefSeq and is a predicted model, not a curated record.
AGCGGCUCUGCAGUUUUCUCUGGAUCUCUGGGGCAGAAAUGAGAGCUGAUGGCUGACCGGGGUUAGAGCUGGACACUAUUGGAGAGGGUUAGGCAUCAAGACAGAGACUGUUUAACUAAAUACAGGACCGAGGUUAGGCUGGUUUUAAAGUCGGCCCCUUUCUACUCUUCUCACAGUAGGCCUCAGGCCUGUUCAAUCCUGACAGCCAUGGUACUGAUCCUGGGAAGGCGGCUGAACCGGGAGGACUCUGGGACACGGGAGUCCCCUGCUGUCAAACGCAAGGUUCUGGAAAUGGAUCCCAAGAACCUGAGUGGCCAUGACAUCUUCGACUUCUCCUCAGGCCCGUGCCACUCUGAGAGUGUUUUACAGAUGUUUGACGAGUUCCGCAAUGGGCGCCUUUUCACUGAUGUGGUGAUCAGCGUGGAAGGCCGUGAGUUCCCUUGCCACCGUGCUGUGCUCUCAGCUUGCAGCAGCUAUUUCCGCGCCAUGUUCUGCAAUGACCACCGUGAGAGCCGUGAGAUGCUGGUUGAGAUCAACGGUAUCCGCUCUGAAGCCAUGGACACCUUCCUGCAGUAUGUCUACACAGGCCGUGCACGCAUCACCACUGACAACGUGCAGUUCCUCUUUGAGACCUCCAGCCUCUUCCAGAUUGGUGCUCUGCGCGACGCCUGCGCCAAGUUCCUAGAGGACCAAUUGGACCCAUGCAACUGCUUGGGCAUCCAGCGCUUCGCUGAUGCCCACUCGCUCAAGCAGCUUGCCAGCCGUUGCCGCGCCUAUGCCCUACAGAGCUUUGCCGACGUGGCGCAGCAUGAGGAGUUCCUGGACCUGCAGCGUGAUGAGCUGGUGGAGUACAUCGCCAGUGAUGAGCUGGUGAUCGGCAAGGAGGAGACGGUGUUUGAGGCAGUGAUGCGCUGGGUCUACCACAAUGUGGAGCACCGGCGUGGAAUGCUGCGUGAGCUGCUUAACCACGUACGCCUGCCCCUUCUGCACCCCAACUACUUCGUGCAAACAGUGGAGGGGGACCAGUUGAUCCAGAAUGCCCCAGAGUGCUACCAGCUGCUGCAUGAAGCCCGGCGCUACCAUGUGCUUGGGAAUGAGAUGAUGUCACCUAGGACCAGACCUCGCAGGUCCACAGGUUUCUCAGAGGUCAUUGUGGUGGUGGGUGGCUGUGAGAGAGUGGGGGGCUUCAAUCUGCCUUACACUGAGUGCUAUGACCCAGUGACCGGAGAGUGGAAAUCACUGGCCAAGCUGCCCGAGUUCACCAAGUCUGAGUAUGCAGUGUGUGCCCUCCGCAACGACAUUCUGGUCUCAGGUGGACGCAUCAACAGCAGGGAUGUGUGGAUGUACAAUUCUCAGCUCAACAUCUGGAUACGGGUGGCCUCACUCAACAAGGGUCGCUGGAGACACAAGAUGGCCGUGCUACUGGGCAAGGUGUAUGCAGUGGGUGGCUAUGACGGUCAGUCUCGUCUAAGCAGUGUGGAGUGCUACGACUCCUUCUCCAACCGCUGGACGGAGGUGGCUCCCAUGAAGGAGGCGGUCAGCUCCCCUGCUGUGGCCAGCUGUGUGAACAAGCUCUUUGUGAUAGGUGGAGGCCCGGAUGACAACACCUGCUCUGAUAAGGUCCAGUGCUACGACCCGGAGGCAGACACCUGGUUGCUCAGGGCCAACAUCCCCAUAGCAAAGCGCUGCAUCACAGCCGUGUCCCUCAACAACCUUAUUUAUGUGUCUGGAGGCCUGACCAAAUCCAUCUACUGCUACGAUCCCACUGAGGACUACUGGAUGCACGUGGUCCACACCUUCAGUAAACAGGAGAGCUGUGGCAUGUCUGUCUGUAAUGGGAAGAUAUUCAUCCUGGGAGGUCGUGGAGAAAGUGGAGAAGCAUCAGACACUAUACUGUGUUACGACCCUGCCACCGGAAUCAUCACCGGUGUGGCGGCCAUGCCACGGCCCAUCUCCUAUCACGGCUGUGUUACCAUCCAUCGCUACAACGAAAAGUUCUACCGCACAUGACCCCAAACCUAAUAAAAUCCCACAUAUAUAUACAAACACACACUUACACUCACACACAAACAAACACACACUUACACUGGCCUUACUGCAGGGAUGACAUAAGCUGAGCCGAUGGUAGCACCUGUGUAUUUCCACACAGGCUCUCUCCAGGCUGACCACAAGCUGGAGUUCGAGUUGACCUGCUAGUCAAACCCAUUACUGCACAGCAUCCAGCUCCCUACGUAGCUUCUAAUGAAAACACGUGUAUUAUUUAUCUGCACAAGUUGCCAGCCAGUUAGCUAGCUAGCAUUAGCCUAAGUGUAGGCUAACUGCAUCCGGACACUUAAAAAACGUUAACUUAUGAAACGAAUCAAACCCCUGUGUACUGAUGAUAUAUGUGUAUAUAUAUAUAUAUACAAACACAAACACACAACAGCUGACACAGAGGAUGGGGCAAGGUUGCUAAGAGGGUUAGCAUCUCUCGUGUUUUUGACCUAUGACCCAGUACCCCUAGUUCUACAGUGGGGUCCUCCACUAACAGGCUAAUAAUGCCUUCAUGUGUUCUUUUUUUCUUACUUUAAUUAUUUUUAAUGUUAUAUUUCUAUCCUUGUUUUAUUGUCAUUUUGCUAUUUUAUGACAGCGUAUAGUGUUGAUGUGUUGAUUAUUGUGAAUGGGUGAGUGGUAUGCUAGGUGGAUGGAUGUGUGGUGUGUGGAGCCUCUGAGAGGGCAUUGACUCGCAUGGAACGUUGUAACGGUAAGUCAUUUGGACUUCAGUGUCAUGUUUAUUUUUUAUUAGCUUGUGUUUUUUGCUAUUUUACUUUUUUUAUUAUUAUUAUAUUGGGUGAAAAUGAAAUAGCACUUUGUAUUUUGGGUAACACUUUACUGCAGGGCAGCAUUCGUAAGGCUACUUUAAUGACAACUGACUUAAACAAUAUAUUUAUAAAGGCUUACUCUGACUAAACUGUCCAUUUAAUGUUAUUUAACCUCAAAACAUGUUAUAACAUAGGAUGGCCGUUUAAAAAAGCCUUUAUAAAUGUAUAUUAAUGUUUUUUUCUAUACUUAUCAACAGACAAAAACCUUUACCAAUAUUUAUAUAUAGUUUUUGUCACUGCAGCCUGAAUGAAGGCCUACAGUGAAGUGUUCCCACGUGUUGUGUGGCUUCAAUGGCAUUUACUCAGCACUGUGCUCUCGCUGUGUUUUCAGGAAAUAACUCAAGACCUUAAAGAAAUAUUUCAGCAAAAAAAAAUCUAAUUAACAUCAUUUAUCACUGAUCCCAGAUGAAGAUGCUGAUCCACAACAUGUCUGAUAUCUGGAAUUAGCUUUUUAAUUUACAAUGAGAGAUGCUGGGAUGAUACUGCUAACAAAUACUGGAUCUCAUAUCUAUAAUUAAAUGUCCAAAACAUCCUAUCAGAAUAUUAAGAUCUUAAUUUGUUUCAUGCUGUUCUUAUGACCAGUAUGUGGUAUUAUUUCUCAGACUGUGGUCAAGUUUAUCAACAGAAAAGACAGCAGAAUAUUAUGUGGGUAAUAAUGUACUUCCAGCCUCAGCUUGACAGUUUAAAUAAGGUCAUUGUUUUAAUUAGUGUUACGCAAUGCAGUAAGUGUUAGUGCACUCCACAUUUCUCAAGCUGUUACCACCAAAAUGGACAAAAUUCUAGAACUUUUCAUUUUAAACGAUUCAACGGUUUUCAUAAAUUCAUCAUAAAUUUUUACACUGAUGUUGAAACACAAAAUUCAGCUCUUCCUUAAUCAUACCAGCUAAGAAAAUGUGCACAGUCCCCUUUCUCACCACUGCUCACCAAUAUUAUUUGUACAUCAGUGCUCAUCAGUGUAUGAGUUUUGGACCAGACAUCUUUUGGGCAAUUUUUUUUUGCACCCCACAUUUAGCUUAUUUUUGGUCACUGGCAGUUUUGUGGUAACAGUCUUAAUUCCAGGCAAUUUAGGCAUUAGCCUAACAUGUUUCUUUGUUACCUAAAGAACCAAACAUCAUAAUAAAACAUGUUUUAGCAGGUUAAAUGUAAUCAGGGUCAGUGAUAAAUAAUGUUCAUUUGUUUUUACAAACUAUUCCUUUAAAAAUAAUAAUAGAUAUGUUCAAUUACGGGGGAUGCAGGUAGAGAUAUCCUCAUAUCUUCACAGUACCAAACUGAUAGAGCUCUCGUGUUAUUAUAGACUGGUUAUUAUAGACUGGUAUUGACCAUGUAGCGCAUGUGCUUAGACAUACCCAACAUACAGCGCAUCCAACAAAUGUUCCCGGUAAUCAGUUAAAAUGGAUUAUGAUAUCAGGGCCACAUUAAUGAGUGCAUAUUUGUUUUUUUCUCAUUUGUUGAUUUAAGUGUUUAAGUUAUUCAUACUUGGUGAAAGAUGAUUGGUGAGCCCCAACAAGGCACUUUUUCUCUUUGCUGUCCUAUUGUAAAUAUGAGUUUGAUCUUUCUUUGUUUUACUGUAUCAGUAAGUACAGUAGCCUCGCGUCAGACCGAAGGGCCUCAAGUCACGACUUCACUUCAACUGCAGCCAUGUCUUUAUGGUGAUUAGUAAAAUGUGUAGCAGUCAGUAAUAGAGAGAAAGAUGUGUGUGUGUGUGUGUGUGUGUGAGUUGACUGUGUUUCUCUAGGUUUCUGUGUAGUCACUGAAAAAUGUUUUCAUUGAUCUAAAUGUACCACAAAUUCUUAAGGUUAAAACAUGGUGUCGAGCUUUCUGAAUCAGCUGGCAAAAACCUCAAUUUCUUCAGGACCUGAAGUCUCUGUUCUGCACCACAAAUCUAUUCUUUCAUAGCAUCUGUUGUUGGCAGAACAUGGAUAGAUAACUACAUAGAAUUAUACAUCAGAUACGAAUGUGGCCUUGGUCAUUCUGCUUUUGCUUUGAUUAUUAGAAUUAUUGUAGGUAUUGGUCUAAGUUACUGUUAAUGCUGUUUUGGCGUAUGGAGUUAUGCGUGUAUCUUUUAAUGUGUAUUCAUCAGAUGCUGAUGAAUUUAAGCAAUAUAAGUAGAGCAAUAGAAGUGUCAGGAGUUGGGAUAUUGAGUUAACAGAAACAAAAAUGUCAAAAUGUCUUCAGAUAUAGUAAAAGAUGCAAAAAAUGGCACUCAAAGGACAGAUAGUUGGUAGUAAAUGCGAUAAAGAGGAAUCUUCACCACAAGUGCAUUUUAAUAUUAACUGAACUGUGUUUGAACCAAAGAUGUUUGCCUUCUGUUGUUUCUGGUGUGAUAUUGUGAGUAAGAAAGACAAUGAGUGUUUUUGUUUAUUUUUUCUGUUAUGUAUAAAGCCAUCACUCUUCUUUCUUCUGUUUUCCUGGAGUGAUUGAAAUGUAUGAAUGCUCUGUAUGAUGUUCGAACUUGACAUUGCCUUAAUAAAGUUGUUUUUCAUACGA